GCCUACUUUCCGCUCGAUGUCGCCGAAGCGCCGGUUCGAGGGGCGGGAGCUCCGGAACCUGAGCGCAACGCUCAGCGCUGCAGCCGACGCAGGGGCGCGCGCAGAACGCGAACGCGCACACGGACACCGAUGCCGGGGGGCAUCUGCUUGCCUCUCAGAUGAAGACAUUUGUACCGGUCUAUCGGGAGGUGCGCGCGAGGCGAGCGGAUGCUUUAACACAGAUGAAAGCGGGAACCGUUGCGGCACGCGCAGCCUUCAGCCCGGCGCGAGUCCCGAAGCGACAAGUCACUGCCCACCAAAAAUGAAUGGCAAAGGUGAAGGAAUUAGCGAGCACAGCCGUGCGGUUCCAAAGGCGCUUCGCUGGACCCCCAGCAGCGGCUCCCCGUGCUGUGACGGACGGAACGGAGGCAGAAAGUUGCGCGUGAGCGCGUGGAGUUGGUGGGCACUUGUCCUCCUCGGUAGCCACGUGCUGGGAUGCGUGGCCGAAGAGAUAGGAAACACUGAAAGAAACACACUCAGACAAAUGAAGACUUUCACAACAACAUCGGCCGAUGGGAGAGCCCCAGGUGACGUGGCUCCCUAUUUCAAGACAGAACCCAACCCAUCAGAGAUCCACCUGGAAGGCAACCGUAUGGUCAUGACCUGUCUUGCUGAGGGCAGCUGGCCAUUGGAGUUCAAGUGGAUGCUCAAUGGUACUGAUAUUACAUCCUUCUCACCUGAGUACAAGUACAUCAUCCCAUCCCUCCAGCGCUCAGAUGUGGGCUUCUACCAGUGUGUGGUGAGGAACAGAAUGGGAGCGCUGAUCCAGCGUCGUGCUGAAGUACAAGUGGCCUACAUGGGGAGCUUCGUGGAGAUGGAGCAGCGGAAGACGGUGCCUCAGGGCCGAGCUGCCGUACUCAACUCGCCAGCUGUGAGCUGCUUCCCCCGCCCACAGGUCACUUGGUUCCGCGACGGUUACAAGAUCAUUCCCAGCGACCGAGUAGCCAUAACACUGGACAACCAGCUUGUGGUGCUGUCGACAGCUGCAGCUGAUGCAGGACGUUACUACGUUCAUGCAGUCAAUGAGAAGAAUGGGGACAACAAGACAAGCCCCUCCAUUUACCUGACCAUUGCAGAUCCUGAAGCCCCAGCAGACCCUGUGGCCCCAGUGAUUGUAAUUUCUCCAAGGAACACUACAGUGGUGGCUGGAGCCAGCGAGGCCACGCUUGAGUGUGUGGCCAAUGCCAGGCCCGUGGAAAAGCUGAGCAUCACUUGGAGGCGGAAUGACAUGGAGCUGCCCGGCGGUGUAGGCACAUUUGGGAGGCGGCUGACAAUUGUGAAUCCAACUUCAGCUGAUGUCGGACUCUAUGUGUGUGAGGCCACCAUACUGGAUAGCAGCGUGAGGCCUUCAGAGGCCAGAGCCUUCCUGUCUAUCAUGGAAGCCCCCUACUUCACAGCCGAACCACAGAAAAAGAUAAUGGGAGAGGUAGACAAAACCAUUGACAUCCAGUGUCAGGCUAAGGGCAUGCCUGCACCCAAGCUAGAAUGGUACAAAGACUCGGUACCUCUCAGCAAGCUGAACAACCCCCGCUACAGGAUGGUGUCCAGCAUGGGCCUCCAGGUCAGGAGGGUGCACCCCAACGAUGCCGGGGUCUUCCAGUGCUUCGCUCGGAAUGCAGCGGGGGAGAUCCAAGUGCACACAUACCUGGAUGUCACCAGUAUGGCCCCCACAUUCACUACAUCUCCCGCUGACAUCACUGUGACAGACGGGGCGACAGCCACCUUCACCUGCAGGGUCUCAGGAGCACCUAAACCUGCUAUCACCUGGAAGAGAGACUCUCAGGUCCUGGCGAGCGGAUCCAUACAGAUCCCACGCUUCACUCUGCUGGAGUCUGGGGGAUUGCAGGUGGAACCCGUGUUCUUCCAGGAUACAGGCAACUACACUUGCUAUGCCAGCAACUCGGAGGGGGCCAUCCAUAGCAGCGCCGCCCUCACUGUGUGGAGUCGUACUUCAAUCUCCCAGCCUCCUGUGGACAGAAGAGUGAUCAAGGGCACCACAGCUGUACUGGACUGUAGUGCUACCCACGAUCCCAGAGUGUCUGUUAGGUAUGUGUGGAUUAAAGAUGAAAGUGAGGUCCUUCCCACCACCAGGGGGCGCAUUAUCAUGAGGGGGGGAUCUCUGCACAUCAGUCAGACAUGGUCAGGGGACAUUGGAGACUACACCUGCAAUGUCAUCUCUCAGGCUGGAAAUGACUCCAAAUCAGCCCGCCUAGAAGUCAUUGAGCUACCUCACUCACCCCGGAACCUGCAGGCCACUCUCAACGCCUCUGACAGCCGCAGCGUGGACUUGAGCUGGGCACGGCCCUUCGAUGGCAACAGCCCACUACUGCACUAUGAGGUGGAGCUCUCCGAGAACAACUCCCCGUGGAAGACUUACCUCCCGGAGGUUGAUCCUGCGGUGACAGAAAUCACAGUGAAAGGGCUGACUCCCGCGCGUACCUACCAGUUCAGGGUGUGCGCUGUCAACCAAGUGGGGAAGGGGCAGUACAGCAGCGAGACCAACAGGCUGAUGCUGCGUGAGGAAGCUCCUAGUGCCCCUCCCAAGAACAUUGUGGCCAGUGGGAGGACCAACCAGUCCAUCAUGGUCCAGUGGCAACCGCCACCUGAACCCGAGCUCAAUGGAGUACUAAGGGGCUAUGUCCUUCGAUAUCGCCUUGCUGGUCUCCCUGGGGAGUACCAGCUGCAGAACAUCACAAGCCCUGAGAUCAACUACUGCCUGAUUAAAGAGCUCAUCAUCUGGACGCAGUAUGAAAUCCAGGUGGCAGCCUACACGAGUGCGGGCCUCGGUGUGUUCAGCCGGCCUGUGACGGAGUAUACAUUGCAAGGAGUGCCUACAGCACCCCCUCAGAAUGUGGAAGCCAAAGCCCUGAACUCCACCACAGUGAAAUUCACAUGGAACCCUCCACCACAACAGUUCAUCAACGGCAUCAACCAGGGGUAUAAGAUCCUGGUUUGGCUGGAACAGUCACCAGAGGCAGUGACCGUGGUGACUAUAACCCCUGACUUCCAUGGUGCACGCCACUCAGGUUCUGUGGGUGGCCUGAGGAAGUUUACACGAUACCUGACAUCAGUGCUGUGCUUCACCACACCGGGGGAUGGUCCCCGGAGUCCUCCGCAGCUGGUGCAGACACACGAGGACAAUCCAGGCCCAGUGGGCCAUCUCAGUUUUACCGAGAUCCUCGACACAUCCCUCCGGGUGAGCUGGCAGGAGCCCACUGAGAAGAACGGCAUUGUUGUAGGCUACCAGGUUUCCUGGGAGGUCCAGGGGAAGAACUACACCCGGGUGACACGCACGCUGCCCAAUACCACCCUGGAAUACAAAGUGACCGGUCUCACCUCCCUGACCACCUAUGUGUUAGAGGUAGCUGCUGCAACAGGAGCAGGAUUGGGGGCCAUCACAUCCUCCACCAUCUCCUCUGGGGUACCACCAGAACUUCCAGGGCCUCCAUCAAACCUUGUUAUUUCCAAAAUAAGCCCGCGUUCCGUCACGCUGAAGUUCCGUGCUGGGGAUGAUGGGAAGACCACCAUUUCUAAGUGGAUUGUGGAGGGGCAGGUGAGCAGCAUUGGCGAUGACGAGGACUGGAGAGUGCUGUACGAAAGGGAGAACGAACCCAACGCCCAGGUCUUAGAGGUCCCCAACCUCAUCCCCUUCACCCAGUACAGGUUCCGCUUGCUGCAGGUGAACAUUGUGGGCCCCAGCCCGGCAAGCCAACCCUCUCGUGUGAUCCAGACAUUGCAGGCACCCCCUGAUGUUGCCCCCAGCAGUGUGACUGUGCGCACGGCCAGCGAAACAAGUCUUUGGCUGAGAUGGAUGCCACUACCAGACUCGGAGUACAACGGCAACCCGGAGACUGUGGGCUACCGUGUGCGGCUGCAGCGAGCGGACCUGCUCGGCGAGCCACAGACUUACCUGGUGAAUGAUCGCUUGGAGCGAGAGCUCACCCUGGACAGUCUGGAGGAGUGGACCGAGUAUCAGCUGCAGAUUCAGGCCUUCAACUCCGUUGGGGCAGGGCCCUGGAGCGAGGUUGUGCGAGGCCGCACGCGGGAGUCAGUGCCGUCUGGGUCCCCAGAGAACGUGACAGCAGAAGCAGUGAGUUCCACGCAGAUCCUCGUCACCUGGGGUCCUGUGCCAGAGCAGGAGCAGAACGGGCACAUCCUGGGGUAUAAGGUGCUGUACAAGGAGAGGGAUUUGGACGCGGAGCCUCAGGUGCAUGUGGUGAAAGGAAACCUGACGCAAGCAGUAGUGUUGCAGAGCCUAAGGAAGUAUGUCCUGUAUGAGAUCCAGGUGCUGGCCUUCACCCGCAUCGGGGAUGGGGAGCCGAGCCGCCCGCCUGCCAUGGAGCGUUCCAAGGAUGACGUCCCCGGCCCCCCAGUGAAGCUGGUGUUUCCAGAUGUGCGUCUGACAGAGGUGAGGGUGGUGUGGCAGCCCCCUGAGGAACCCAAUGGCAUCAUCAUGGGGUACCAGAUCGCUUACCGGCAGGACGUCGGACCCUCCAGCACCUUCACCACAGUAGAGGUGGGGCCCAGUGCUCGGGAGUUCACAGCCACAGGCCUGGCACCGGAGUCAGCCUACAUCUUCCACAUUUCUGCCAGGACCCAGCAAGGCUGGGGGCCACCUGAGCAGGCGGUAGUCAUCACCACAGAGAACCGAGAGCCUCCCCAGCCCCCCCGGAAGCUGAGUGUACCCCCGAAUGGGGUGCAAUCCCGCAGUCUCCAACUGCACUGGGUCCCGGGUGCCGAUGGAGCGUCCCCUGUGCGUUACUUCACCCUGCAGAUUCGAGAAAUGCUCCACGGUGACUGGACCACCUACUCCUCUGCCGUCAGCCACAACUUCACUUCCUGGGAGGUGGACAGACUGAAGCCCUUCACGUCCUACAAGCUGCGUAUGAUAGCGACCAACGAUGUUGGCAACAGUGCCUACAGCAUGGAGACGGACACCAUCACUACUCUGCAGGAUGUUCCUGAUGAGGCGCCUGUCAUUUUGGCCGUAAAGCCGUCCACAACAACCUCCAUACUGGUCCAGUGGCAGCCUCCUAAGAAUGAGACUGUCAAUGGGAUUCUGGUGGGCUAUCACAUAUACUACCGAGAGCUGCACUAUGAUAAUGCUCCGCUGGAAUCCAGGACAGCUGGAGAGAAUUCCUCCAUGGCAGCAGAAGUGACAGCCAAGGGCACCUUCAAGACUGUGAGCGGCGCCUCGCUAACGGAAUUUGAGCUAACUCAGCUGAGCAAGUACAAGCGCUACGAGAUCGUGAUGACGGCCUAUAACAUCAUUGGAGAGAGUCCCCCAAGCGCCCCAGUGGAGGUCUUUGUAGGAGAAGCAGCUCCUUCCAUGGCACCCCAGAACAUUGUUGUCAACGCCCUGUCAUCCACACAGCUGGAGGUGCUGUGGGAGGCCCCUCCAGUGGAGACACAGAAUGGCAACAUCCAGGGUUACAAGAUCCAUUAUUGGGAAAAGGACAGUCUGAACGAGAUGGAGAAAGUGAAGAUCCUGUUUCUCCCAGAAACCACCGUGCGACUCAAGAACCUGACUAGCUAUACUUACUACCUUGUGCGGCUGCUGGCCUUCAAUGCCGCGGGGGAAGGCCCUCUGAGCAACCCCCGAGGGGAGCGCACUCUGCAAGCCGCCCCCAGCAUUCCCAGCUUCAUCACCUUCUCAGAGGUGACCACCACGACCCUCAACGUGUCCUGGGGGGUGCCUCUGUCACCCAAUGGUGUGGUGGAGGGCUACCGCGUGGUCUACGAGCCCUCAGCACCCAUUCACGGUGUGAGCAAAGUGGUCACAGUGGACAUUCGCAGCAACCGGCAGCGCUGGCUCAAGGUUCGAGACCUGACCAAGGCCGUGACCUACUGCUUCCGGGUGGCAGCCAGGACCAUCAGCCUGGGGCCGGAGCUGGAGGCCAACAUCACCACGGGGCCCCGGGAGGGAGCGCCUCGUUCUCCCUCACAAACGUCGGUCACCAAGUCCGGCCUCACGCUCACCAUUGGCUGGACGGCGGGGGACCACGGCGCCGCCCCAGUCACAGGUUACGUCAUUGAGGCCCGCCCUUCAGAUGAGGGUCUGUGGGACACCUUCAUCAAGAACCUGCCCCCCAGUAGCACAUCGCACUCCAUCAACCUGGAGCGCCUCAGGCAGGGGGUGAGCUACCAGUUCCGGGUGCUGGCCGUCAACCGCUUCGGCUAUGGUGAGCCGAGCGCCCCAUCUGCUGUCACCUCGGCCCAGUCUGAGAGCCCAUUCUAUGAGGAAUGGUGGUUCCUCAUUGUGGUGGCGCUGUGUGGCCUCAUCCUGGUGCUGCUGCUCGUGUUUGGGCUGGUGCUGCACGGCCAGAGCAAGAAGUCCAGGAGCUGUGGCACGGGGAAAGCAAUUUCCACUGCAGAGCAGUCAGUCACCCUGGACAAUGGAAGAUUUACUGCGCUGGAGCUCAACAGCAGGCACCUCAAUGUAAAGAGCUCCUUUCUGAAGAAGAACGGUACCAGAUCUCCCCCCCGGCCGAGCCCAGGCGGGCUGCACUACUCCGACGAGGACCUUUGUAACAACUACAAUGGCACUGUCCUGUCUGAAAGCACAUCCCUCACCGAGAAGCCAACCAUGGUCUCAGAAUCGGAGGCCACGGAGAGCGAGCCUGAGGACGAGCCACCCAAGCACUCGUUUGUCAACCACUACAUGAGUGACCCCACCUACUUCAAUUCAUGGAAGCGGCAACAGAAGGGCCUGAAGCAGAGCCUUUCAUACGCCUAUGAGGAGUGCGCCAGUGGUGACAGUGAGCCUUACUACCAGACUGUGGUCACGGCCCACAGCAUGAGCGGGGCCUAUACACCUAGCGGCCAGCCUGCCCCUGGAUCACGGACACCGGUCACUGGCUUCUCUUCCUUUGUGUGACACCUUGCCCACCUGGGCGAGUGAGCAGGGGGCACAGCCUGGAGAGGUCACACAGGUCCCCCUUGGAGGCUGUCAACUCAGCAGACAACAUGAAGGGAAGGGAAAUUUCCUGCAGUGAUUCGUCACCCCAAACAGGGCACUAAAGACAUUAUUUCUUACCGGUAACUGGUCCAUAUAUAACAUUACAGCAGUCACUUUGUGUCAGUGGUGCCAGAUCAUCGGUCUCCAAAUAAAGCUGUACGUGUGUGGUUAAAGUGUGUGUUUUCUGAACAGUCACAUGCGGCCAUGAGAAUACUGCCACACUCCUGCCAUGUGAAUCCCAUGCACCCUUGGUGCGAUGACAAACAUCUGACUUAAAGCUGGGUAUUGGCCAAGUGUUCUUCAUCCGCAGAAUGCAUCAAUGACGGCAGUAACUUCCCUUUGCACCUCAACACAAAAUGUAGAAUUUCAACAGUAAACCCAGUUCUAAUCAGACAAAGACUGAUAAAAUGUGAUGACCUAAGGCCUUUACACACAUGAUUCAUAUUACCCAUGUUCCCUUUGAACAGAGAUUCCAGAGAACAGGCUGCUGUGGGACAGAGAGGCAUCCAUAAAUGGGGCCUGGACCUCAGUUCUUCUGCAAGGGCAGCAAUUUUUUUGGACCAGGAGUCCAUGACUUCACUGCAGGGCCCCUGAAACAUCAGCACACAUGAUGACAUCCACUGUGAAAGUGAUUCAGAUUAGAGGUGGGGAAAAACAAAGUAACUAUGCUUUUUUUUUGUAAGAAUCUGUGUUUUUUUUC
Scleropages formosus (Asian bonytongue) is the source of this 7697-nucleotide messenger RNA. RefSeq names its product protein sidekick-1-like. Lineage: Eukaryota; Metazoa; Chordata; Actinopteri; Osteoglossiformes; Osteoglossidae. The coding region runs from base 17 to 6916 and encodes 2299 amino acids. Gene Ontology annotation, molecular function: protein binding. The transcript is spliced from 46 exons. Gene Ontology annotation, biological process: cell-cell adhesion. The record is from RefSeq and is a predicted model, not a curated record.